Molecule: messenger RNA, 511 nt
Organism: Morone saxatilis (striped sea-bass)
Lineage: Eukaryota; Metazoa; Chordata; Actinopteri; Moronidae
Product: protein O-mannosyl-transferase TMTC1-like
Exons: 4
Coding region: 41-511 (156 amino acids)
Biological process (GO): protein O-linked glycosylation via mannose
Molecular function (GO): protein binding; mannosyltransferase activity
Source: RefSeq, a predicted model, not a curated record
CUCCCUACAGAGACAGGAGAGCAGGGAGGUGUUGGUAGGAAUGUUGUUCCUGGUCUUUCCCUUCAUUCCUGCCAGUAACCUUUUCUUCAGGGUGGGAUUUGUUGUGGCCGAGAGGGUCCUCUAUAUGCCAAGUAUGGGCUACUGCAUCUUGGUGGCUCACGGCCUGGGUCGGCUGUGCUCGGUGGUGGGCCGCUGGGGCACCACGGUCCUUAGCGUCUCCAUGCUGCUGCUGCUCCUGCUCUUCUCCUGGAAGACUGUCCAGCAGAACCAUGUCUGGCUCUCCAGGGAGGCCCUCUUCCGCUCUGGUAUCCAGACUCUGCCUCACAAUGCCAAAGUCCACUACAACUACGCCAACUUCCUGAAAGACAACGGCCGGCACCACGAGGCCAUUCACCACUACACCACGGCCCUCAGGGUUCAGGGAGGGCAUUCCACAGAGCGUGGGCGGCGCAACGCCCUAUCUCCCAUGGUCCUGAGUCUGGUUCUGGGUAUGUGGAGGAGGUUUGAGUGA